Funneliformis geosporum is the source of this 579-nucleotide messenger RNA. The record is from the annotation of a GenBank genome assembly. Lineage: Eukaryota; Fungi; Glomeromycota; Glomeromycetes; Glomerales; Glomeraceae.
AUGGAUGGUAUACUUUUAAUUGACAAACCAUCGGGAAUUACUUCGCACAAAGUGGUGGAAAUUAUUCGGAAAAAACUGGGAAUAAAAAAAGUAGGUCAUGCGGGAACUUUGGAUCCACUGGCGACCGGCUUGUUAAUAAUUAUGCUCGGUGCAGCCACUAAAGUGAGCAACUUAUUAACUGGUCAAUCCAAAACUUAUGAAGUAGAAAUGAAAUUAUUUUUAGAAACUGAUACGGGUGAUAUAAUAGGUAAAAUUAUUAAAACUCAAAAGCCACAAGUGUUUACCGAAAACCACGGCAAAAAACUGUAUCAGUAUGCUCGAAAAGGCAUUUUAAUGGAAGUUCCUCCACGGCUGGUGAAAAUAAAAGAAAUAAAAUUAUUAAACUAUUCCCCUCAAGCAGCAAAGAUAAAUUUUUUAGCCGAGUGUAGUAAAGGCACUUACAUUCGUAGUUUAGUAAAAGAUAUGGCGGAAAAAUUAGGAACCAUUGCCACCGUUAGCCAGUUAAGAAGAAUUAGUUCUGGUAAAUUUCAAGUUAGUCAAACCCUAAAUUUAGAAGAGAUAGAAAAAGAAAAGGAAUAG